Molecule: messenger RNA, 4698 nt
Organism: Salvia hispanica
Lineage: Eukaryota; Viridiplantae; Streptophyta; Magnoliopsida; Lamiales; Lamiaceae
Product: ASI1-immunoprecipitated protein 2-like
Biological process (GO): negative regulation of transcription elongation by RNA polymerase II
Molecular function (GO): histone reader activity
Source: RefSeq, a predicted model, not a curated record
AUUGAGGCAGCACAGCCAAAACCAUAUAGAAACCUAAAAUAAAACUCCCAUCUUCUUCAUUUUCCCGUUGAUUUUGCAGCAAACAUUCUCUCUGAAGCAAAUUCAACAAGUUUUUGUAUUGAGGAUUUCUUCUAGAUCCUUUCACCACAGAUGUUGAUUCCAGUGAAUGUUUUUUGAUUCAUCCACUCCAAUUUCCCCUAUUAAUCAAUUAAUAUCCAGAGGCAAACAAUUCAUAUUUCCCGAAUUUGGCUUAAUUUAUGAUCGCGUGAGCUUUAAUCGAUUUCGAUAAUUGCUCGGAAAAUUAAUGCCUGAUCGACCGGUGGCAGCUCGUCGAUGAGAAAUCGGAGAGAGCGAACUCUCCAAGACCUAUGCGAUGCCACUCCCACUCUAUCUCAGCCGCAGGCGACAUCUGAAAAUAGCAGCCAUUGCUCUGGUAGAAGCUUAAAGGACUAUCGAGGGAAGUCUGGGACGUGUAACGUGUGCUCUGCUCCUUGCUCGUCCUGUUUUCAUGUUAAUAAGGUUCUGCUGAAAUCAAACAAUGGGCAUGGUGGAGAAACCUGUGCUGGGAAUACUGAAACUGAGCAACUAAGCAUACUGAGCACUGUUGGAGGCAUGGAUUCAACUGCUGAUUCUUUUUCUGAAAAUGCAGCAGGCAAGGCUUCUUCAACGACUUCCAAUGCAUUCGAUGAUAGUGUCGUGCACUCAAAGGGUGAUGGCCUGAGAUCUCUGGAAGGGCAUGAUGAUUGCUUGUCAUUUGUCAGUGGGGCUGAUGAACAGUUUACUAGAAAAUCUGACAUGGAAGAUAGUGGGAAUAAGUGUAAUAAGCAGAACAGUGGAGAAAUUUUUAGGAAGAUGUCACCUAGUAGCUCACAAACUGCUGAUGCUACUGAGAUGCAGAAGGAUCAGAAUACUUCUGAAGCUUCCAAUGGCAAGAACCUACCACCGGAAGAAAGAACAGUGAAUGUAAAUGAUAAUAAGUUUUCAGAUACUAAAGUUGAGCUGUUGAAUGGUUCAACUGAGCAUUUAAAUUCAUCACCACCUAAUAAUGUAGCUUCUGACGAUGUUUUCGGCGAUCCUCCAAAAAUGGAUCUCAAUUCCACUGAGAAGAGUGAUGACAUGGAGAUUGAACUUCAUCCAGCUGAUGAGACUGAUGACUCAGAUAUGGUGGAAGAAGAUGUAAAAGUCUGUGAUAUCUGCGGGGAUGCAGGAAGGGAGGAUUUACUUGCUAUAUGCUCUCGGUGCAGUGAUGGAGCAGAACACACAUACUGUAUGAAGGAAAUGCUGGAGAAAGUCCCCGAAGGGGAAUGGCUUUGUGAAGAAUGCCAAACACUGGAGCUGGUAGGAAAUGGAAAGCAAGAAAAGAUUGGAAGUAUGGAUGAAAAUGAGAAAAAUAUUUCGCCUGGUCGAGUAAGUGAAAAUUUAAACAACUCUGAUUUUGAGGGACACAGAACAAAGAGUUCUACAAAAAAUAUUUCUAAAAGGCGUAGAGAUGAUGAAGAUGCCGAAGUUUCUUCUAUUGCAAAAAAGCCUGCCCUUGAGUUGACAAUUGGGUCGCCAAAGACGUCCAAUUCCAAACUAGCUGUUCUUUCUCGCGAGAGUUCCUUAAAGAAUUUAGAUAAGUGUAGACCACGGUCUCCAAAUCAUUCUAGUUUAGACACAAUCCCAGUUAAUGAUGCUACAGAAUUGGCAAAGCCUGCUUUAGAUGCACGAGGGCUCAAUUUACGAGGUAAUUUCUCAAAAUCUAAUUCUUUUAAUUCUCUGAAUUCAAAGCCAAAGGUCAAGCUCGUAGAUCAAGUUGAUAUUCAGAGACAGAAAUCAGCUAAGGAACACGGUUCUUUCCGUCUUAAGGAGGGUGCAGUUCGAUCUAUAGGCAAAUCUAUGUCAUUUAGAUCUACAAAUUCUGAUCGUUCUGAAUCAAACAUAAAGAUGUUAUCUCCUAGACCUUCUAACAUCCAGGACGUUAAAAAUACAAAAGAGAGGAGCGCAUUUGAACGUCAGCGCUCUUUCAGAACAGAACACCCAUCACAUAAUUCAGCAAUGGGUGAUUCCAUGAAUUCGACAUCGCGAAUCGGUAAAGGACCAUCCUCCAGGGCAGAAUCUUCACUUGCCUCCCCUGCCAAUCACCAGGAGGUGAAGCCACUACAGACUGAUGGUAAAUUAGCAGCAUUAUCUAGGUCAUUUAGUCUUGCAUCUCGAAGGAAUGCAGAUUUACCCAGUACUACAGGUGAAUUCAAGAGACCGUCAAAACAUAGGCAUAAUAAAUCUGCGCUUUCAUCAGCCAAUGGAGCUAAUAAUAUUGAACAAAAACAUAAUCAGACUAGCUUGAAGCAGGAUCCUCCCUCAUGUGGUGUUUCUGAAAAGUUGUCUAUUAGUGCUAGUGAAGGUGUAUCUGAUGGAUUGGUUCAGUCUAAGGAUAUAGCAAAUUCUGCUGACCGACCGAGGGACUCUUCUGGAAACGUAUUGGGCCCACGGUCCUCAAGAGAUGAAAGUGACAACCUGAAAGCUGCAAUUGAAGCUGCUGUUCUGAGGAAACCAGGAGUCUACAGGAAGCAUAGAGCUUCUGGUCAAUCUGAUGAGUCAUCCGUGCGAACUGUAGCUCCUGUUGCUUCUCAUAUAGACCACACGGCAGGUGCCAAAAGUAGAAAACUAUCUUCUGAUGUGGAGCUAGCUGAGAGGCUUCUAGUAUCUCGGAAUUUCACUGCUGACCCUCGUAAAGAGGAAACUCUCAAUAGUGUAAAGCGGUCCUUGCUGGUUCGUGCGGAGGGUGAUUCUUCUGGAGUUCGAGAUGGUGUCCAUAUUGGUCUUUCCUCGAGAGAUGCACUCAGUAAUCUCCCAAUAGUACUGCCUAUCUUGUUGAAAUCCAUAGCAAUCCCCGAGCAUGAAUAUCUUUGGCAGGGAAGUUUUGAGAUUUGUCGAAGUGGUCAAACAUUUGAGUUGUGGGAUGGAAUUCAAGCUCAUCGAUCGACAUGCGCCUCACCUAAAGUUGUUGAAGCUACAAACAAAUUUAAUAAUAGAAUUUCACUCUAUGAAGUUCCUCGUGCAAGCACCUGGCCUAUUCAGUUUCAGAAAAAUGGUGUUGGAGAAGAUAACAUAGCCCUUUUCUUUUUUGCUAAAGAUCUUCAGAGCCAUGAGAAGAUGUACAAAGUUUUACUGGAUAAUAUGAUGAAGAAUGACCUUGCUCUCCGAGGAAAUAUUAACGGUGUUGAGCUGCUCGUAUUUCCAUCUAAUCAGCUUCCUGUUAAUUUGCAACGAUGGAAUAGGUUUUUCUUCCUUUGGGGCGUUUUCAGAGAAAAGAAAGAACCUAGCCUGCGACAAACGCCCGAAUCCACAAUUGCACCUCGAGAUAUCCCUCCGCCUAUAAUGUCUUUGCCUGAGAAUAAAUGCUCACUCAGGCCUAUUUCUGAUAAUGCAAGCCAAGAUGAACAUCCAGGGGUUGAAGUGCCUGCUUCAGAAGAGUUGCGAGGUUUACCUAGAGCUAUCAAAAGUGACGUUGGUAUGGAUAAAUCUCCUUUGGAUCAGCUUGGACACAGGCUAAAUUCUAGUUCGUCAUCUGUAGAAAAAAGUGAUGGUCCAAAGCAAUGUGGAGAAGUGAGGGAUACUUAUCAGGGAAGCAGCAUCAGGUCCAGCUGCAGCCCUGCUAUAGCUGUGACUAGUCCUGAUGCCGGAAGGGAGCAAACGCAAAUGGAACUGGACACUCCACUUGGCAAUCCACAUUCACUGCUUGAUUCAUCCAAAUCGGUGGCAGGCACUUCUAAGGGUGACGCGUGUGAAGGAGCUAUAUUGGAGAAAACAUGUCAUAAAGAUGAGUUAAAAUCAAGAAUGGAUGUUAUUGAUCUAUCAAGAGAAGCAGAAAUGCCCAUGGAGGGCAUUAAAGACCUAAAUGUGGAACCCGACAAAUGGGUCUUUAUCCAGAAUGAACCGAUGCUUCCUGGACAGUCAUCUUCAGGGAAUCAUACUCUUUCUUCUGGCACUGGUUAUACAUCACCCAGAAAGGAUAAUAUGCACAACGAAACGGUCAACCCACUUGAAAAAGUAAGCCACGUUGCUAUGGCCCCGUACUCACUGCAGAGUCAACAUGUUGAAGCUGAUCUUGGGUCCAUCCCUAAAUACUAUGAACACGGACAUGGUGAAAGGUUCUUCUUCCCCGUGCAAUCGCAGCCUGUGACAGACUCAACCCUACCCGACAGAUAUAUGCCCUGGAAAACGCGUUUACUAGAUGAUGAUAGGCUGAGUGACAAAGCACCGAAUCUAGAGCUUGCUUUAGGGGGUGAAAGAAAACUACUGACGUUGGGCAUUGAGCCGCCAUUGGUCAGUAAAAUAGACCAUAAAGUAGACGAGGAACGUAUUCUUGAAGAGGCAAGGAGGAAGAAGGCGGAGGAGGAUGUAUCGGCGUCUCUCUCCCUUUCCCUCUCUUUCCCCUUCCCGGAGAAGGAUGUGGAUGCGAAAAGCGAGCUCCCGUCUCAGAGGAAACAUGUGAAUACCACUUCCUCAAGGCUUCUCUUUGGAAAAUUGAGAGACAAUUAGAUAGCUUUUGCGUUAAACUGGAAACCAUCACUCUAUAAUUUUGCUAGGCUUUUUUUUGUCUCUUUAGUUUGAAACUCAAUAGUCCUAAAUGGCUGGUUGUAUAUAUGUAGAGUAUAGGAGCCGUGACACUGAGAUGAAAUUUUUUUCUCAUCAAUUUGCCUUUUUCCAUGUUCA